Messenger RNA from Cryptomeria japonica (Japanese cedar), 2400 nucleotides. RefSeq names its product G-type lectin S-receptor-like serine/threonine-protein kinase At2g19130. The transcript has a single exon. Gene Ontology annotation, molecular function: ATP binding; protein serine/threonine kinase activity. The coding region runs from base 1 to 2400 and encodes 799 amino acids. The record is from RefSeq and is a predicted model, not a curated record. NCBI's taxonomy places the organism in Eukaryota, Viridiplantae, Streptophyta, Pinopsida, Cupressales, Cupressaceae. Gene Ontology annotation, biological process: protein phosphorylation; recognition of pollen.
AUGGCGAUGAAGUAUUUGCUUCUCGCAAUUUCAAUGAUUAUUACAUUGAAUGAUUGCACUUCAUCAGGACUGGGUGGAGGGGAUACGCUUCAACAGGGGGCUUCUCUCGCUGGAAAUCAGACCAUAAUAUCAAAGAAUGGCACGUUUGCAUUGGGGUUUUUUAGUCCAAGAGGAACGAAUAAUUGGUAUGUUGGCAUCUGGUACGCAGGAAUCUCUCCGAAGGUCAUUGCUUGGGUGGCUAACAGAGACAAUCCUGUCAGAGGCGUACGGGGAGUUCUGAAUUUUUCAAGCGACGGUCGUCUCAGACUGUUUGAUAGAAAGAGCCGGUCAGUUUGGUCCACUGAUUUUGGUCUUAAAGGAUGGCAGGCUGUCAUAAAGGAUUCUGGUAAUUUCAUUGUGACUGGUCACAACCACAACACGUCUGAGAUCGUUUGGGAGAGUUUCGAUCACCCAGGGGAUACAUGGUUGCCUGGCAUGAAGAUGUGGAAAGGCAUGAAGCUGACUUCCUGGAAGAGUUCUGUGGAUCCUGCAUCUGGGCUCUUCUCUGUAGGAAUUGACACGACUCCAGGAAAGACGCAACUGGUAUUGGCGUAUAACAAUAGCGUUCCGUAUUGGUCCAGUGGAGAGUGGACUGGAGUUUAUUUUAGCAACAAUCCGGAGGGGCAUGAUCCUAUGAGAUUUGUACUGUUCUAUGCGAAGAUUUCUCCUUCAAGAAUGUACAUGAAUUUUACCCUAUUCCCGUCAUUUCAUACCGUCACAGGGCGGUUCCAGCUAGAUGAGAAUGGCGAAAUACACCUUUACUGCUUGAUGGAUGAUGGUACUUGGAUUCAGGGAUGGUCGACAUACCAAGGUCAAUGCAGUCGCUAUGAUAUCUGUGGGGCAUAUGGACUGUGUAAUUUGAAUGAUGCGUGUAGUUGUAUUGAGGGUUUCACACCCAAGCAUAAGACUCGAGGUUUGUUGUCAAGUGGGUGUGCUCGGCGAGGACACCUGCAAUGCUCUGUCACCGGGGGCAGCACCGAUGGCUUCCUGGAAACCAAGAACCGAUCUUUACCCGAAGAACAAGCUGUCUCAUACAAUGAACCAACACUGCUAGGCUGCAGGACUGCUUGUCUCAACAAUUGCUCUUGUACAGCCUUUGCUUUCGUUAUUUCUGAUCUACCAGCCUGUAGACUCUGGUUUGGGGAUUUAUUAAAAAUGCGGGUUUCACCUGAUAGCCAAUCCAUCUUCAUCAGGCUGGUUGCUUCGGAGUUGCCGCAGUCGACAUCAAUGAGAAGCAGCAAAGCCCCUGUAUUUCUUAUCUUAGUUCCUUCUACCGUGGCUUUCACUGUUGUUUUAGUUCUCCUACUGGCCGCAUUUUUUCUGUGGAAGCGUCGAAGACUACCGAAGGAAAGAGUAGAAGAGGACCUGCAAAGCAUGCUCAGAACGUUCACUUAUAAAGAGCUGCGAAUCGCAACUAAGAAUUUCAAGCAUAAGAUAGGUAGCGGAGCAUUCGCCUCUGUGUUCAAAGGAACUUUGCCAGACAGCACCUUUGUGGCCGUGAAAAUAUUAGAGGGUCGUGCAGGAGCAGAAAAGCAAUUCCGUGCGGAAAUAAACACCAUCGGGAUAAUACAGCAUGUGAAUUUGGUGAGGCUCUGCGGAUUCUGCGUUGAACGCUCUCGAAGGCUACUGGUGUAUGCCUACAUGCCCAACGGCUCUCUCAAUUCUUUACUCUUUCGUAAUGAAGAAAAAAUAGAGGUUGUGUUAGAUUGGAAGAGCCGGAUGAAGAUCGCACUGGGCACUGCACGAGGAUUAGUUUAUCUCCAUGAAGAAUGUAUGGAUCAAAUCAUUCACUGCGAUCUUAAGCCUGAAAACAUUCUUCUGGACAGUGACUUCAGCCCGAAGAUAGCUGAUUUUGGGUUGGCAAAGCUGGUGGGCAGAGAUUUCAGUCGUGUGUUGACGACCACAAGAGGAACUCGGGGUUACUUGGCCCCCGAGUGGAUUUCAGGCCUUCCUAUCACUCCCAAGGUGGACGUAUAUAGUUUUGGUAUGACGUUGCUCGAAAUUAUAUCGGGGCGUAGAAAUCUGGACUUGAAGGUGGAGGAGAGCAGGUUGUACUUUCCUACCUGGGCGUCAUCACAAAUUGGGAGAGGAAACAUAAUAGGUGUUGUGGAUGUAAGAAUAGCAAGUGAGGCGAAUAUCGAAGAGGUGAAAAGAGCCGCUGUGGUUGGGGGACUGUGCAUUCAAGAGGAUGAGAAUCUGAGGCCAAGCAUGAGUGAAGUGGUGAAAAUAUUGGAAGGGAAGAUGGAGGCUCCAUCGCCACAAAUUCCAAGGUCUCCACAGGUGCUGUUAGUUCACGUAGACAACAGCAAUAGCGAUACCUCUAGCAAUCUUUCUUCUCUUAAAUCAAUAACUAUUGUAUAA